AUGCAGGCCAUUCGAACGCGGGCUGUCUGCAUCGCGCGCCAGUCACGGCUGACUGGCCUGCGCCAAUCGAGAACCUACGCCUCCGGAGGUGACCACGGCCACCACCACGCCCACACCGUCGAGGAGCCCAUUGGCAACUUCUUCUGGGCCGUCGUCGCCAUUAUCCCGUCCGCAUACGCCGUCUACAAGAUCACCGCCCCCGGCAAGGACGGCGAGCCUCCCUACCUCACCCAGAAGAUCCACGAGGCGUGGCACUGGCAGGAGACAUGGAAGGAGAGAAACGCGCUGCACACCAAGGCCGUUGAGCAGGCCGGUUUCGACAGACUGCUCUUCUUCUCCACCCCUGCCAACCGCGAUGUCGACCUCAGAUUCCCCGAGGCCGUGUCCAACUUCGCCGCCCGCAACGUUAUUGCCGGUUCCCAGACCAACCUGGACCACGUGAUUGCCCACUACAAGAAGCAGCACCUCGACGAGGAGGAGCGGAAAGCAAAGAAGCUUGCCGCGCAGAAGCAGUUGACCAUCCUCCAGUAUGCUGUGGUAGCAACAGACGAAGAUCAAGACGAGUGCCUUAGCUUCACUUGCUUGAUCUUGCUUGGCGUCCUGGGGGCGGCUAUUGGUUUCCUGAACUUCUGUAAUCAUUACUCUAUUAUCAAAUAUGUCCCGUGCUCCACCGACUUCCUUCCCAUUCCUGGUGAAUCUCAACACUUAUCAUCGUCACAAAGAGCAGCUUCCUGGUAUCUGCCUUCCACCAUAAUUUACUCUGCUUCUCUUCUUGAACUCAUCCUCUUCUGUCGCCUUUCUCCCAUAUCUUCUCCUUCGACAGACUUCGUCAUUCAUCACAAUCCGCAUUAUCCCCAAGACUUUCUUCGUUAUUCAUCCAUUCUUCUUGUUAAUCGUCCCAUCGUAGUGCUCGUCGAGUACUUAGACAUUUCAUACACAACCCACUAUACACGACACGAGCUUUACGUCGUCGGCAUCAAAAUGUCGCUACUACCCAUGCCUCACAUGCUCAGCUUCAUAGAAGGCCCGAGGAUAGCAAUGAGAAAUUACCCAAUCGGGGCUGCCAUUUUCCAGGGCCCGGCCAUGUUCAGGGAGGGAUUGACGAUGCCCGCUGCCAACGCAAUCAAGGGGCUCUACCGGGAAUUCUGCCCACGGCUGGAGGAAGUUCCCAUGUCGCGACACAUAAUGAACGCUAUGCACCAUUCUAUACUCUGCGAGUUCAUGAACACCAUUGGAUUCAUGGUAUUCGGAAACCAUCUCAUACCUCUCGACCCUAACGAGCUUCUGCCUUUUGGAGACCCGAACGGAAAUGCCCGGUUCACCGGAUACUACAAUGACACCAUCUCUGUUUUCAGAGCCACAAGGGACAUCGCCAUGGGCGAGGAAAUUCGGAUGUGUCGUCCAUCUUUCAUGUGUCUCUGCACGCUAUGCUCUGUUCCGCCACCAGCCACAGCCUUGCGGCUUAACCCCGCAGCCUUCCCGUUCUUUUCCACCGCUGGCAGUGCCACCAGUAGCGGAGCGGUCGACAAAGAAAGACACGUGCAAGCCGACGGGUGCGAGGAUGACGAGGAUGGCGAGAACGGCGAUAACGAAGAAAGCAAUGAAAGUGACCAAGACGAGGAAGAACAAGAGACCCUCGAGAUUCCAAAGCGAAAUAAAGGCAAGGGAAAAGCCGUUGAUAUGGAACUCGACAACGGUGAAGGUCCCAGCAGGCCCAGAGAAGAGUGGCAGGUCAGGGCAGAGGACCAGGAAGAAGCCCCAAAUCUCUACUCUGGUACCGGAAAUAGUCCCCUUUCCUUUCGAGCAGCCUUGGCGCUACCGGCUCCGGGGUCUGCAGGGUCAAGACCUCGUGACCCUCUGACAAUGAAUCCGGCCACCCCGUCUACUGGUAAUCAGCAGCAAAAGAAGGUCGCCAAGUCCGACAGCGGUGGUGAUGCAGAACAUGUUGAGGUUGUUGCCAACAGGGACGGAGCGAACGAUAUGGCACAAAACAAGAAGCUAGGCCGCACAGCUAGAUUCAAACUGGUCUUGAGGAAGAAAUUUGGAAUCAAAGACAAGCGCGAGGCCGGGAAUAACAAGGAUAACCAAGCUGAAGGCGAACAAAUAGAGGACAACCAAUCCGGUGUCAAACAUCCUGGUGACGGCGAGCCGGCAACCAGCGAACAUCAGGAGUUGGCAGAUUAG
This is a messenger RNA of Colletotrichum lupini, 2184 nucleotides long. RefSeq names its product NADH-ubiquinone oxidoreductase 17.8 kDa subunit. The transcript is spliced from 7 exons. Lineage: Eukaryota; Fungi; Ascomycota; Sordariomycetes; Glomerellales; Glomerellaceae. The record is from RefSeq and is a predicted model, not a curated record. Gene Ontology annotation, cellular component: mitochondrion. The coding region runs from base 1 to 2184 and encodes 727 amino acids.